GUGUCACACUUGACCGAUAGCGAAGCCUUAUUUCAAUAUGGCGCGAGGGUGAUUUCAGAGUAACCUUGCUUUUAGCCGUGCGGGUUUCCUCGCAGUUUCUUUGCCGUUAUGGAGGAUUCUGACUAUGAGAGCUUACCAACUGAGCGAGUUUCUGUUCAUCUUUUAGCUGGAGGGGCAGCUGGGGUGAUGGAACACUGUGUUAUGUACCCUGUAGAUUGUGUCAAGACAAGAAUGCAGAGCUUAAAGCCUAAUCCAAAUGCACAAUACAACAAUAUGAUUCAUGCUAUUAAAAAGAUGAUACAGUCAGAAGGUAUCUUGGCUCCUCUGCGUGGAAUCAACAUUGUGGCGAUGGGUGCUGGCCCUGCCCACGCCUUGUAUUUUAGCUCCUAUGAAGCCAUCAAGAAACUCCUGAUUGGAAAUAACACAACACAUAGCCCUACUGCUUAUGUACUUGCUGGAGCUUGUGCUACAGUGUUUCAUGAUGGUGCAAUGAACCCAAUUGAGGUGAUCAAGCAACGUCUCCAGAUGUAUGGCAGCCCUUACAGGGGUGUGAUCCACUGUGCAACAUCAGUAUUCAAGGAGGAAGGAAUUAGGGCUUUCUACCGCAGUUACACUACCCAGCUAUCAAUGAACAUUCCCUUCCAAACUCUACACUUUACGGUGUAUGAAUAUGCCCGAAAGGCAUUAAACCCACUUGGAGGCUAUGACCCAAAGACUCAUGUCAUAGCUGGAGCAACAGCGGGUGCCGUUGCAUCUGCUAUUACUACUCCUCUUGAUGUUGCAAAGACAUUACUGAACACGCAAGAGCGAAGUGUUGUCAAUCUUGUUGGUACACCAAAAGGACAUGUGUACUAUGUGAGCGGCAUGUUCACUGCAUUCAGGACCAUCUAUCAGAUGCGGGGCUUCCCUGGCUACUUCCAGGGGCUCCAAGCUAGGGUUAUUUUUCAAAUGCCAUCAUGUGCUAUUUGUUGGUCAGUCUACGAGUUCUUCAAGCAUUUUUUGCACCUAACAACAGAAGAAUCUGAGUAUCAUGAAAUUCCUGCCACACAGGGAAACUAAAAAUGACAAUAAUAUUUUAACUGUUGGGAACUGAUUUGAAUGGUGGGAAAUGAGGCGCUUUUAUGGACUAACAUUGUCACAAUCCAAUUCGCCUAUAGCAAUCUAUAGCCAAUUUACACCUACAGCCGUCCUUUGGUUAUUAUUAGAAAUAUGAAAUGUAGAAGAAUUAUUUGUAGUAGACUUGAUAGACCAUCAUUUAAAGCAGCAAUCUUGCCAGUGUAUGUACUUCUGGUCAAUUAUGUAACAACCUGAAAUGAUUUUAAGUGGAAAACACCAAAUAUAUUUCAAAAUUGUAAAAUCUGUAUGUCUAGAAGUUUCUUCGAGGGUGUCUGAUGAUUUAGCAGAUUUGAAAUAGUACAGAUUCUCAUAGAUUCUUUUAUCAGUUGAGGUUUCUGUUGGUCUGCCAGAAGUAAACAGCUGCAAUUGCCACUUUAUGUAGAAAUUCAAAAUAUUAUAUCCUCUUGAAAUUUUUAAUCAAGCUUACCUUCAAAAUCGAAUAAAUGAGGGUUGAAUACAGGGUUAAAUACCAUA
Messenger RNA from Nematostella vectensis (starlet sea anemone), 1590 nucleotides. Its product is annotated as mitoferrin-1. The coding region runs from base 109 to 1059 and encodes 316 amino acids. The record is from RefSeq and is a predicted model, not a curated record. Gene Ontology annotation, molecular function: ferrous iron transmembrane transporter activity. Gene Ontology annotation, cellular component: mitochondrial membrane. Gene Ontology annotation, biological process: iron import into the mitochondrion. The transcript has 4 exons. Lineage: Eukaryota; Metazoa; Cnidaria; Anthozoa; Actiniaria; Edwardsiidae.